Messenger RNA from Prunus armeniaca (apricot), 795 nucleotides. Lineage: Eukaryota; Viridiplantae; Streptophyta; Magnoliopsida; Rosales; Rosaceae. The record is from the annotation of a GenBank genome assembly.
AUGGAAAAGGGUCAUGAUCAGGAUCUUGACCAAAACCAUGCCCAUUCUGCUGGAUCUUGCGUUGAGAAGAAGCUCAGGCUUUUUGGGUUUGAGCUGAGCCCAAGCAAGAAUGAGGACAGCUCCAUCAAAGGCUCUGCAGAAGGAGAUGAGAGUGUAAAUUCAUCGAACUCCAUUUCGUAUGGAAGGGAGGUUCAUAUGAACAAACCUGCCAGCAAUGAUAAAAGCUCAACCAGUGAAGCAGAUGACAAGAAGUUUGAGUGCCAAUAUUGCUUCAAGGAAUUUGCAAACUCACAGGCAUUGGGAGGUCAUCAGAAUGCGCACAAGAAGGAGAGGAUGAAGAAGAAGAGGCUUCAGCUUCAAGCCAGGAAGGCCAGCAUCAACUAUUACCUCCAGCCUUUCCAAACCAACCUUGGCAAUGGCCUUGCUUUUCACCAUGGCUCUUCACCAUCUUCAUGGUUUUAUGACCCUUCCUCAUAUGUUGUAAACCCUGAUCAGUUUACACUACAUGAAGAAGCCCAGAUCAGUUUCAACCCGUUUGAUCAAAAUGGAUCAAGUGGGUCCCAGGUAUCCAAUUGGUAUGCUCUGCCACCUCAGUUCUCUUCCCAAACAGAUGAACAAGAUGCAUCUAAUAACAAGUUCACUUUAACACAAACAGACAGAUCGGGAGAAAGCAGGCCUGUCGUCUUUAAGCCUUCCCCCUUAUCUGCUUCAACUCAAAGCUGUAAACCUUUGAAUCUUCAGUUAGGCCUAGGCUUGCCAUCAAAGAUACGAAGAUCCUCUAGAAGUGAAGUUUAA